This is a messenger RNA of Phytophthora infestans T30-4, 1272 nucleotides long. RefSeq lists its product as uncharacterized. The transcript has 3 exons. The record is from RefSeq and is a predicted model, not a curated record. The coding region runs from base 1 to 1272 and encodes 423 amino acids. NCBI's taxonomy places the organism in Eukaryota, Oomycota, Peronosporomycetes, Peronosporales, Peronosporaceae.
AUGCCGGGUAAUCCAGAUCCCCCCUGUUGUCACUUACCUGGGAUAGUGACUCCUUGUCGGAUCCAGUCUCUUAUUUCUGAGAAAGCACUUCACCACAAUAAUAUUCGAGCUCAGACAUCAUAUAGUCCUCAAUACGUUGAGAAGCAUGGUGCGGAGUCUUUCCUCUGCCCAGAUGCUGCUCAGUCGAUUAUAUACAGCUCGGGAACGAACUCCCUUACAGGCGACGGCUACACUAAUACCAGUGCAUUCUCAUCUUCAUUUGAAACGAGUGCAGCGGCUGGCGGUGCAUCUAUCGUCAAUGAUGGGUUCGGCAAACGUCUUCUAUACAACCCUCCUAACGCGGGAACUGAUUUAUUUAGCUCUUGGCCAUCGCUCGGUUCAGCUGCUGCAUCUACAACGAUCGCUAAUCAAACCGCACGCGGUGCUUUCGUUGCUGGCGCAGGGACAUCUAAAGCGAUUAUGGGUACUUGGAAUUAUAUGCUCAAGAUUAAGCUUGUUGACCUGCAUCCAAUUUUCAAAGAAUUAGAUCUCAUGGCUAACCCUCGAAUCCGUCUGCGCUUCCGUGUAAACCAAGGUGUUUCUUCGGUUGCUGUAGAUGCUACGAAGAGUAUUUCGUUAGCAUAUACUACUCUCUCGUCAGGUAAUAGAUGUCUGGUAAUGGUUGCUGCGUCCUCAACCAGUAAUUCAAUGGCUGGAGUUCUUGCUGCUUCAGCUCCGUUCAGUAUCGCAUGGGGAGCGGUUGUAACCUCGCUGGAGCCAACUAUUGAUGGGACUUAUAUGCCUUUUACAACGAGUCGCCUCUAUAAGGUUCGUUUCAACGAUUGCUAUGCUGAGCUUUUUUAUCAAUGCGCUUGCAUCGGUAAGCAGUCAACUCAACUUAAUGCAUCCUUCGACCUACAGAUAUCGGCUAGUGUUAAGAACACCAAAUACGUCAUUGUACUACCAUUUGCCGAUCAGACUAAUAGUCUCAACUCAGCGGCUGUCUCCAAAAUUAGCGCUAUAUAUUGUGGUCUGACUCCUGAGCUUGUAAAUGGCUUGCUUGAUUACCAGACGUGGUCGUUGACUAAUCGCGUCCUCAUUGCCGAUGUAGGCAGACUAUCGGAGCGUGAUGUCCCUCAGAGCAUCCAAAUCCAACGCGUUAACGCUGACUGUCAAGGCAUUAACAUGAUAUUCCACGUGAUCAGCGAACAGGAGCUGAGCUAUGAUCGUCUAACAGGAGAGGUUUUAGAAUUCACAACUGCUUAUUUAUAUUUAAUUAUACAUUUGAUUUAA